This is a messenger RNA of Rhopilema esculentum, 2156 nucleotides long. Its product is annotated as counting factor associated protein D. Gene Ontology annotation, biological process: proteolysis. Lineage: Eukaryota; Metazoa; Cnidaria; Scyphozoa; Rhizostomeae; Rhizostomatidae. The record is from RefSeq and is a predicted model, not a curated record. Gene Ontology annotation, molecular function: cysteine-type peptidase activity.
GCUGGUUCUCAUUCAAAGUAAUGCGUAGGGACGCAACUAGGAGUUUGACUGUAAACAAACGGAGAAGUAUGUAAAGUAACACAAGAAAAUAAGAAAGGGAGGGAUAAUGAAUAGGGAUAAAGAAAAGGGGUAAAUCUGUGAUUUUUAAUGUUUGGAAAGAAGAAAGCCUCAAAUGAAUUUGAUUAUGAUGAUGUUCAAAGAAGCAGCAGGAGAUGGAGACGAAAUCAAAGGUUGAUCUUUGCUGUUACAUUUCUAACAGUGUCUCUCCUUUUGCUAACGGUAAUGGGCGUGGGCAGAAAAUAUCACACUGGUUCUUUGAGAUUUCGGCGCGACGUAAAACACAAGGAAAAGAACGAUGGCGAGUUCACAUUUCCUGACAGUUAUCAUGCAAUGGGGGUAUUACAGCUGCCGUAUGGUAAUAUCGCAGAGCCGUUUGAAGUAUGGUAUUCGGGCAAAAACAGAAUGAGUCGGAUCGAUUACUACGGAGGAAUGGAUGUGAUUUACCAUCGUGGUGAUAUUGGCGAAUACGGCUUUGCGGCUAAAAUAGUCCCUGAAUACUCCGAAGUUGACAAGAAGACGUUUCGAGGUUGCCUGCACAAAGUUGGAACAAAGCAGUACCCGAUUCGAGUACAGAGCAUAGUACCAAACCUGAAGUUCUUUAAGUUUAUUGGAAACAGCACGCUGAAUGGAACAGAGUGUGAGGUCUGGUAUCAUUCUUUCAGCAUAAUGAACAAACGCAACAAGUACACGUUAUACACGACACGAACACGGCCACGAUUGCCGCUUAAGUAUGAAAUGAUGGGAUACGACACGCUGCUAACCUCUUACUACGACCACUAUAUUCUGGACUACUCACUAUUCGAGCCGUGGAAAUACGAUUUCAACAAGUUCGAGAUUCCCUCAGAGCUUAAAUGCUUCGACUUUCCACACGUCGAAUCAGCUCCUGAAUUCGUAGCUUCAUUUUCUCCGAUGACGGAAUUCAUUCCUCAUCAGUCCAGCGACGCAUCAGUAGCAACGGACCAAGAAAGUGACCUUGCGGAACAACCUGUUGAUAACGAGGACAGCAAUCUGAAUAAACAAAACGAAGAUGACAGCAAAGACCAAGACAAUCUUGUCCGUUACGAGGAUAUUGUAGAGACAUUGUUUGCAUCAUUCAAAGAUUCAUUUCAAAAAAACUACAAAUCUUCGCAUGAACAUGAGAAGCGAAAGAACAUAUUUCGUCAUAACAUGAGAUUCAUAAACUCACAUAAUCGAAAGCACUUAGGAUAUAGCUUGAAGAUGAACAAGUUCGCCGAUAUGACGGAAAAGGAAGUUUCGCUAUAUACUGGACUUCUAGAUGAACCAGAGGGAACAUACAAUGGAGGCAAAAGAUUCAAGAUCCCGGAUAUUGACUUUGCUCAUACGCCCAUACCUGAAAGUCUUGACUGGCGUGAAUAUGGUGCGGUUGGAAAGAUCCGAAGCCAAGGAAUUUGUGGAUCUUGCUAUGCGUAUGCCGUGACAAGUGCCAUGGAAAGCGCAUACUACCUCAAGACGGGAAACUUGGUAAGUCUCUCACAACAACAAAUCGUUGACUGCACAUGGGGCUAUGGCAACCGUGGCUGCAAAGGAGGCUAUCCCUACAGGGCGUUGCAGUGGAUCAUGAAACAUGGCGGAUUGGCAACGGAAGAAAGCUAUGGAAAGUACCUGGCACAAGAAGGCUACUGUCAUUUUAAAAACGUGUCUAUUGGUGCCGGAGUGGAGAGCUACAUGAACAUAACUUCAGGGAACAAAACAGAGCUUAAGCUUGCCUUGGCAAUGUACGGACCAGUUACGGUGCUUAUAAACACUCGACCGAAAACAUUCAAGUUUUACAGCUCGGGUAUUUAUUAUGACGAAACUUGUGACGACAAAGUCGACCAUGCAGCUGUAGCAGUUGGGUUUGGAAAAGAGCACGGACGAGAAUACUGGCUGAUAAAGAAUUCUUGGUCAGCGUCAUGGGGUAACAGUGGCUUUCUGAAAGUAUGGACCAAAAAUGACAAUUGCGGGGUGACAAAAAAGGCCGUUGUAGUUAAAAUAAAAGUAUGACAGGAGUGUAAAUAUUCCAAUAUUGUAUAGAUUUUCAGAUCUCUAACAAAACAAAGACUAAUAUUAGAAUAGGAAAUUCUUUCAAAGAUUUU